This is a messenger RNA of Vicia faba (fava bean), 2139 nucleotides long. NCBI's taxonomy places the organism in Eukaryota, Viridiplantae, Streptophyta, Magnoliopsida, Fabales, Fabaceae. The record is from the annotation of a GenBank genome assembly.
AUGGCGGACGAUAACUCCAAUCUCGACGCGGUCGCCGCUACCGAUUCCUCCAAACCACCUUCCUCCUCGUGUAUUCGAAUAGGUGACCGUCAACUCUUCCAUGUUGAGCUCCGACCUGGCGAGACCACCAUUGUGUCGUGGAAGAAGCUUCUCAAGGACGCUAAUAAGGCCAAUGAGGGAUCCACUUCCGCGGCUGCUCAGCAACUUCCUAAAGCUAACCCCGCGCUCGAAGCUAGAAUCGCUCCUGGACAAGCUGAGAAUAAUGAACAAGAUGCUCCCCAGACAAACCGGUUCAGUGCUGUAAUAGAGAAGAUUGAACGGCUUUACAUGGGUAAGGAUAGUGACGAUGAGGAUCUACCUGUUGUUCCUGAUGAUCAAUAUGAUACAGAAGACUCUUUCAUUGAUGACGCUGAACUGGAUGAAUAUUUUGAGGUUGACGAUUCUGUAAUCAAACAUGACGGUUUCUUCAUAAAUAGGGGGAAAUUGGAACGCAUAAAUGAACCUCCGGCAUUACCUAAUCAGCCAGCAAAGAAAAGGUGCCGAAAAGAUAUAUUGAAGAAUCCAGGUGAAAACAUUGAUGGACGUGUAUCAAAUAAGCAUGUAAAAGUGGGCAAGACAGCUGCAGGAAAGACUGCGCCAUUACCUGUGAAGAAUACACUUAAUUCCUCACAGAAUUUGGCUGUACCUGGUGAACAUUAUGAAGACUUGAAAUCUCAAAAUCAAUCGGAGGUCUCCAGAACUACUUUGAAAAAGGAACCGGCUGAUAUUAUACCAAUUUCAGAUCCUUCUUCCUCUUUGAAAUUAUCAAAUAGUGAUGUCUCUUCUGUGGUAGAAGCCAAGGAUGCUGAUAAGAAGAAGACAAUACUUCAAUCUAAGAACAAAGUGGAUAAAUAUAAAGAUGCAAGCGGAGCGCGUGAUACUUCUCAUCAGAAGUACCAAGAAAAAAAAGUUUCUAUACCUUCCAAAUCCCAACUUGGAAGAAUCCCAAGUAGUAUUGAUGAUUUAGAAAAUACUGGUCGAUCCAAAGAUAAAAAUGGCAUCAAUGAACUGCCAGAUCUAAACUUGUCUGAGGGAAAAUCUGUGAUGCAAGCACCAAAAUCUAAAAACAUACUCAAAAAAGCUGGCUCCAGUGUGAGGCCAAAAUCUACAUUUCUUGAGAAAGCUAUUCAAGAUUUGGAGAAAACGGUUGCAGAGUCAAGGCCACCAACUACGGAAAACCAGGAGGUUGAUAGCGCAUCCCAAGCUAUCAAACGGAGAUUACCAAGGGAAAUAAAGCUAAAACUUGCUAAAGUUGCUAGAUUAGCGCAGGCAAGCCAAGGGAAAGUAUCACAGGAGGUUGUUAACCGGCUUAUGAGUAUUCUUGGGCACCUGAUUCAGCUCAGAACACUUAAGAGAAACUUAAAAAUUAUGAUCAAUAUGGGUUUGUCUGCAAAGAAGGAGAAAGAUGAUAGGUUUCAACAAAAAAAGAAGGAAGUUGUUGAGAUGAUAAAGAUGCAGGCCCCAUCUAUUGAAUCUGAGCAACAGCAGCAAGCUGGAGCAUCUGAUGGUCAAGAAUUGGGUCCUGAUGGAAAAGCAAUAUCUAAAAGGAUUUUUACUAUGGACACUGCAUUGGAAAACAAGAUUUGUGAUCUCUAUGACCUUUUUGUUGAUGGAUUGGAUGAAACUGCAGGUCCUCUAAUCAGAAAGUUGUAUGUUGAGCUAGCAGAACUAUGGCCAAAUGGUUGCAUGGAUAACCAUGGGAUCAAACGUGCAAUUUGCAGAGCAAAAGAGAGACGCAGAGCACUACACAGUAGAAAUAAGGAUCAGGAAAAAAUUAAAAGGAAAAACUCAUUGGCACCUCGGCCUGAAGAGAAUGUUCAAUUUGAUGCUAGUCCACAACGGAACAUGCGAAAGAGAUUAGCUCCAGAAUCUAGCAGUCAUACGUCACUGAAUAAGGCAGUUUCGAAUACAGUUACAGAUGUCCGGGUUCUCCCCUCCCCUGUGAAUGGUCUGAAGAAAGAAAAAGCAAACACUAGUUCGAGCUGUUCCCCGGAUGAUGUUAGGGUUGCAGAUGGUGUUUUAAUUAAAAAGUCAGCAGUUGCUCCCCCCAAAUCAAACCUUCAACCAACAUCUUUACCCGGUGUUGAACAGCCAAGCUAA